AUGACCUCACCUACUCUUGGACACCACCAGCACCCGUCCCGCUGUGUUUCGGCAGAGAGGCUGACUCUGGGCGGUGGAGGCCCAGCUCUUGCUUCUGCCAGCGGGGAAGGAGCUCGAACCGUCUCCGAGGGCAAGGCAGGACUCAAGUGCGACCAGCACGGCAACCGAAUGCAGACACAUGAGAACUCCAGCUCUCCCGUCCAGCAAAAGACUCCGGGUUUCUGUUGCCAACCCUAUGAUGGCUCUGACAGGACAGAAAGGACCAAUUCCGAAUCCUCCCAGAGUCCCAGCCCCUCUUCCCCAUCCCCUGAUCAAAUCUAUGGGAGGUUUUGCGCCAGCCAGGCCAUCCAUACUGAAGAGGACGCAUUCAAGGCUUCUUCCGCUGCCGAGAAAUUCAGACGCUACAGCUACGAGGAAAGCGCAGCCGGGACCUGCGGCCGGUUCCUUAAGAACAGCAGCCGGAAUCCCUUCCACCCGUACAAGAGGCAGUUCACAGAGGAGGCCUGCCAGGAGGCCCGACAGGCCCUCGGCGUGGAGGGGCACCCGUUCAAACCAGCAAGCAUGGAUGGUUACGAGGAGAUGGCCGGGCCCACCGUGACGCCGGAUGAAGAGAUGUAUGCCGCACACUGUCCGAAUCUCACCUCGGAGCUGGCUUGGUGCAAUGGUCUCCAGUACAACCAUCCCGGGCAGGAACAGCACUCUCAAAUGAUGGACACAGAUGUCAAGCUAAAGACGACGCUGGAUGGGCAUCCCAGUUUCUACUGCUACCAGUCUCAAGUGCCACAAAUGUAUUGUUCCUCGCACCCCUUCCAUCAGUAUUCUUCAGAAAGCAGCUACCCGGUCACGUACAUCUCUGCAGCCCCCUAUCCCUACCAAAGAAUCGCUCCACAGAACACUCAGGAACAGCACCAACCUCUCUUCCCUAAGCCUAUCUACUCGUACAGCAUUCUUAUUUUCAUGGCGCUCAAGAACAGCAAAACUGGAAGCCUUCCUGUCAGCGAAAUUUACAAUUUCAUGACUGAGCAUUUCCCUUACUUCAAGACAGCACCAGACGGGUGGAAGAAUUCCGUCCGCCACAAUUUGUCCCUCAACAAAUGCUUCGAGAAAGUCGAAAACAAGACAGGCAGUUCCUCUCGGAAAGGCUGCUUGUGGGCUCUGAAUCCGGCCAAGAUUGACAAGAUGCAGGAGGAGCUGCAGAAGUGGAAAAGGAAAGAUCCGAUCGCGGUCAGGAAAAGCAUGGCCAAGCCAGAAGAGCUCGACACCCUGAUAGGGGACAAGAUGGACAAGCUAAGAUCCACCAUGCUGGCUUGCAAUCCCAGUGGGGUCACCGGCCCCUCGGGACCAGCCCGGCAGAUGACCCUCCAGCACCAUUCGCUGCACACCCAGCUCAAACCAGCAGCCCAAGGGUCUCCGCUGCCAGCACAGACGCCUCCUGGACGGGGAAUGAAACUGCUCAGUGCAUCCCAGACGGUAGACGGCGUCCUCCUACUGGAAGGGGAUCUCAGCGACGUCGACGCCCUGAACCCGUCCCUCACUGAUUUUGAUCUCCAAGGAAAUAUUUGGGAAGAACUGAAAGACGACAGCUUGGCCGUCGACCCGCUGGUGCUCAUUUCAUCGUCUCUACCAUCUAGCCACGGUUUCUCUUCUCAGUGCCAGAUGGACGACGCCACCAACAAUAACGACCUCAGCACCUACAACAGCCCUCAGCCGCAGACUUUGCCGGAAGUCCAGCUCACUACUCUUUACUCUGCCUUCAUGGAAUUGGAUACCGGAUCAACUUCCUACCUGAACAAUUCGGGGUCAAAACCUGUAGCUCUGGUCUGA
Messenger RNA from Hemicordylus capensis (graceful crag lizard), 1824 nucleotides. RefSeq names its product forkhead box N1 (gene FOXN1). The record is from RefSeq and is a predicted model, not a curated record. Gene Ontology annotation, molecular function: transcription cis-regulatory region binding; DNA-binding transcription factor activity, RNA polymerase II-specific. The coding region runs from base 1 to 1824 and encodes 607 amino acids. The transcript is spliced from 11 exons. Gene Ontology annotation, biological process: regulation of transcription by RNA polymerase II. NCBI's taxonomy places the organism in Eukaryota, Metazoa, Chordata, Lepidosauria, Squamata, Cordylidae.